GGUGGAUGUACCUUACGGAUUUUGAUUUAAAUAUGGGUUCCGGCUCGACGGAAUAACCUUGCCGAAGUCUGUGUGGUACAGCCUACAUAAGUUCGUUUUAUCUGCGAAUAAAGCAAGUAUUUUUCGGUUGCUAGGUUGGAAUUACGAGCUUUCGACGUGUGUUGUGUUGGAGAUUCUCCACCGCCGUGCGCGAUAGCGGCGCUCAGAAACGCAGCUUGAGCGGUGACGCGUCUGAGGAAAUAAGAUAGGAAGUACCUUGAAGGUUAUUUUGAUUCAUUUCUGGUGAAGAUCAACAGACUGCAGCACAACUGAGGGUGUAGGCCGUGGCGGCACAAUGUGCAAAUGUCGGCCAUGUGCUUGAACUUGAAGUUCAGAGCGCAGACAAAGCUGCUUGCUGUAGGACCACCCUCGUGAAGAUCAAGAUCCUCUGCAAGGUCGUGGUCAUCGAGGACCCUGAUCCUCUGCAAGGGCCUGGUCCAGCCUCGUAAUCCACCAAGCCUGGUGCAAAAUCAAAAAAGAUCCGCCACUAGCGCCCUGCUGGAGGUGCCAAGCGACCACGAACUUCGACUCAGAAGAAGUUGUUUCUCGAUCAGCGUGGCUGUCUGCUCGGGGACGUGCAUUUAUCACCUUGCUGCGCUGGGUCUAGUCCGGAUAGAUACAACAAGAUGAACAAUCCGUCGCAGACACUGUUGCCGGCCAGCGGCGGCACGACGACUAUCCGGCAGAGAAAUCAUCUGGUGAUAGUACCUUCGUACAUGACGAGGCUUUAUUUCGGUGCGAAAGUCUUUCUUGCAGAUCGGGCUAGAACAAACUGCAUCUUGAUGCACACUGGGCUGAGUAUCUAUGUCUAAAUCUAACGCCUACUACUUGCCGAGAGCUGACCCGCUCGCAAUUUUUUUUGCCGCCAUCAGAACUUACUAAACGCUCUCGAUCAUGUCUUCAUGGCUAUGUCAUUAUUUGGGAUGAUUUUUCAUCGGGAUGAACGCGCAGUACGGGGGGGCCACGAAUGCUCGGAACGCCCACGACCCAUACAAAUCAGGACCCAAGUCACGACUGUUGGGAUUGGCGUUAAUGAUUGGGGUUCCUUGGUCCUUCUUCCUUCUGACCGGGAUCCUCUUCGCAUUUGUUUACCACUGGUACGUCGUAUGAAAGUGCUGGACAGCUCUGUCCCCCUCAUCCGUUGUACUGCAAAGUCCUCCAAGUUACAUUGAGGCCUGUGGUUGUGCCUGUCUUCUGGCCGCGUCUACGGAAAUAGGAGAAACUUCGAAAGCCCGAACAGGAGGCGCGCAGCCAGACCAGAAGUUUGUCACGACGCUGAAGCAAUACGGACCUUCAGUGUGUGGUUGUUGAUGGUGCUCAUGCCUUCUCGCUAAGGGUCGGGGGACAAGAAGCAAAAAUAGAACUGCGAAUGAGGGGGACGAGGGCUUGUCCACUAUCAUACGUUUCCAUGGUAUGGCUGCUGGUGUCCUUCCUACUCUUCGUGAGCGUCCUCUUCAUCAUGGUUGACUACCGCAACAAAACCGGAGGAAGAUGGUAGGAUCCGUGUUUAUUCUUGCCGAUGUGCUAUGAAUCAUUCCCACUAGGUGAAAUUAUAGUGGAUGUUCUUCAUAGUUCGAUCGAUCUCAUGGGUAAGGAAUACCAUAGCUUCCUCCUCGUCUCACUGAGGAGGUAGCGUCUGUCUUUUUUCUGUCUUGGCUCAAGCCUACUUGAAAUUGACGUCUGGCUCAAGCCAAGGUAUGAGCGUUGGACUUAGUUUGUCCACCACCCUCCCCAGAACUCCUUUUCAGCUCAAUAAAAAUAAAAUUUUGAAUUUUCGCGGAUUUCUGCGGAGUUUCGCCGUUUAUUUUUACGGCUCUCCCACCACCAUCCCCUUACACCACCUCCAAUGUGGCUCAAGGAAAUUCCAAAAUCGAAAAUGUUUUGUUAAGCAUUUCGACCUCCGUUUUAUUUUUAAUUUGUUUUCAAAUAGAAAUAAAAUUUUGAAAUUUCGCGGCUUCUUUCUCCAAAUUGGAGCCUUACUGCGAUUUUUCGUCUCAAGUCUGCGCUUUCGUUACAAUGGAUAUCAUAACGUGACGAAGUCUGCGCUUCGUCUUGCUUUGGAUACUGACUUGACUUGAUCCUAUACUAUCGGGCUGAGAACUCGAAGGCGUAUAGCGUACAAAGCCACGGCUUUAAGCUCGAGCAGACCAGAUCUGCUUCAGCCACACAUGGUGACGUGCUCUUGCGCGCACCCGAUCACUUACACUUUUUUUAGGAGUUUGUAAUGCUUUUUCGAAAGAGAUUUCAAGCACUACCCACUCCCCGUGUUGUUGAUUUGGCAAAGCCAAAACGAGCUGCGCGCAACAUUUCUUAGUCCAUGUAAACAUGGCUCUCUACAUGAAUGGAUCCACGAAGCAGCGAAGAGAGAAUGCAGCAGUGCAGGCGUGUUUGAUGGUUCGUGUUCCUGAGGAGAUCAACUCUGAAGAAAGUGUUUAUAUUUGGAAUAUAGUGGAUGUUCUUCAUAGUUCGAUCGAUCUCAUGGGUAAGGAAUGCCAUAGCUUCCUCCUCGUCUCACUGAGGAGGUAGCGUCUGUCUUUUUCUGCCCACCCUGAUUCGAACUUGAGCUUCAACUUCUCCCACCCUCAGGACACGCUGCUUACACAGCGCUAAAUGAUUUUGUUUUUACAAAAGCGUACUUGUCGAGAUGUCCGCACGAUCUUCAGUGUCGUCUGUUAAUUUUGAUCACGCCUCUGAUUCUAGUGGUCUUGUGCACCCAAGGACGUCGCGAGUAUCGCGGGCGGAAGCUUUAGACUCAGCAUCGCUUCCACAUAAAGCUCUUUUCUGGCAAAUGCUUAAAGUAGACGUGUGCACCGACAACCACUAUAGCUUAAACGCGUCUUCUAAUAAUAUUUUCCACCACGACGAAACGCCGGGAGUCGCGGGCGACGCUUUCAACUCCGAUUUGUUGGAGGGAAGGUGCGACCGAGUGGAUCCAAUCGGACACGUUAAUAGUCGAGACUGCUGGGACGACUACGCUUUCAAAAGCGCGGACCAGGAGGACAUUGGUUAUUUAGGUGCGAACUUGCGGGACUUGGAAAAGUACCCGCAGACAAUCGCGUCCGCGCAGAGCUUGGAGCAGUUCCGGAACGUCAACCGAAUUGGAAAAGCGGUGGACAUCAUCGGGCAGUCGCCGACGUACGAAAUCCGCGGGCCACACGGAGUCCACCAGGAAAAUAUCGUGGAACGUCGAUUGAUUUCAACGUGUUUCAUUUACGUCAUUGGCUACUUCUUCGUGGCCCGGCGCGGAGACAAACGUAACGCGGCGACGCACGCCGCAUCGGAGCAUCUGCGUACGCAGGAGGACGACCAGUGCCUCGUCGCAGCAAUCACAACUAUCACGAUUAGGGAUUUCACCCGUCUGCAGUUGAUAGCGUUUCUUAACGAUUUCCGCUGCGCCGGGAAUUUAGUAAAAACCUUCUUCCAGAAGUGGGUGCUCGGUGAGCUGCACGACGCAACCGCAGACCACGAACUAGCCGCACCCAGUGGGUGCAGAGAAGUGCUGUUCGAGACCUACCGCCCCUGGGACUACACCGAGGAUAUCAAUUUAAUCCAGGGCCAGUUGUUUCCCGCCCAACUCGACCCACCACCGAACUCAAUCCCACUCAGCACUCUGCGUCGUCGAUUGGAAGUAUCCUUGCGGUACCAAAGGCAACUAGUUACUGUUCCCUGCCCUUUCGGUUAUUCUAGGUGGGGGGAGUAUUUCGGGUUGGACGGACGGGCCAACCGACGACCAAUUGAGCUUGCCGCAGGAGAACUAGGCUUCGCGGAAGCAGCUUCGAUUGGAAUCGGGUUUGACCGCCACCCAGACGGCAAACCAAGAGCAAUCUUCUUCCCGCGAACACAAUUGCGACACGAGUUCCAGCACUGGCCAAGGUGGGGACACCCAAGACGGUUCUGGAACAGGUUGGUCCAGAUCUUAGGUGACGACGCGGACAAUUUUGACAUCCUCGGUAACCACCUGAUCGACCUGCGAUUGAAUUCUGACCCCCGCCCUCCGUCUCCGGCGUUCUGCUGGCGCAAACGACACAACGACGUGGAUGGAUAUGCUGAAGCAACACCAGGCGGCGUCAGCACCGCAUCGCCCAUCACCGGCAGUAGCCCAGUAUUUGGAACGCAAACAGCAACAGGAGGAACUGCUUCUCCAGCGGCAAGAAACUGAUCGGAAACAAUUACAAAUGGAGAAGGAUAUAGCGAGUAGACCUUUCUACCGCCCGGCUCCGUUCGAUCAGUCGCGGGUCAAGCGACCGCGAUCCUUUUCUUCCGCCAGUGGGAGCAUGCUCUCGCAGCCAGUAGAGGACUCAGAUUUUGACGAAUCGCAGUUGGGGUCACCGGUGAUGCGCCAGGAUGUCGCCCAAGCCUGGUCCUCAAUUACUUCGUCGCUAUUGGACUCAAGCAAGCCUUUUUGGGAAGCUGAGCCAUUGACAAACGGCGAGGAGACGCGAGACAUGUUGAAGCAAAAGUAUAAAAAGCCGCCGAAGAAAAAAGCUAAACUCGAAACAGCUGAUGAAUCGGAGGAGGAAGAGGAACGCGCAUUGCACGAGGUGGCAACUAAGCGCGGUCGACUGCGAAACAAAUUCGCACCAAAACAACAAGCAUCCUCUUCUUCUUCGUCGUCAUCUUCAGCGGGGCCGAGUAUGUUUGGGCCGGCACUAAAAUCCAGCUUCACUGGACCGGACUCGAUGAUAAUAGCUUUCUUCAACGCGAAGAAGGAGGUGAUCGAAAGACGCAGCCAUGUGGUGAUCUCGCACGGCGAAGACUACGGCAAGCCGGCCUACCUUUAUUUUAAAGGAGAGAAGGACGCAGUCUUAUCCGCGGAAGAGAAGCAGCAGUUGCAAGUAGUUCCGGAUUCCGUGGCGAAGCAGUAUUUCAAACACCAAAAUCCAUACUCUUGGAAAUUGGUGGACAAUUCGCCCAAGCGCAAGCCACUGCCAAGCUCGGAGUCACCGCCAAAACUACGAUUGCAGCCAGCUAUGCCCAGCACGAUCAAAGAUAAACUUUCGGACGUCAAGACUUCCAAUUUUUUCGCGAAGUUACCAGUCGUACCGGAGCAACGCCGUGUAGUAAAACCGGGAGCAGCAACCGGUGUCGACACGGACAGGCUGAAACAGCAUAACUUGUUCAAGCACGUGUGCGGGCACAUGGAGAAAGACGAGGACGAAGAGCAGCUGGAUCUCAGCAUCCGCAUCCCUGACCCGGAGGAAACUUACGACGAGAAAACAGCUUUGGAGAAAAUGGUGGAGAUUGUGAACGAAGACAAACCACAUCUCCAGGACCCUCCUCUGCGCCCUCUGUUAACUCCGGCGAUGGCUCUGCUCUCGGAGGAUGACUUCGUCAACAUGUUGUACAUUCCGAACGAGGACACACACCACUCGAAGAAAACGGGCGACAAGUACCGCGUGCAACUGAAAACGAGAUAUGUUCGGUUGCUGAUUGCUGUAGGUUUAUCACCGCAGCCGUCAGACCGUAGUUCCUACAGCAUGAGGCUUUGCGCGACGUAUUUUACAAAUUCAAAAUUACGGGCGGCAGCGCAAUCCAGGACCACGAACUACUCGCAUAUAAAAAUGCUCUUAUGCCGGCAUAAACAGUUCAGCUACGAGAUGGCGAUGGAGUAUUCGGGUCAUUUUAAAAUGCUUUCGCGGACGCAGCAACCCCCCGCCCAGAAAACGGGCAUCCGUUUAUCCCAUCUGCUGCUGAUCGCUCAAGCGGUGCAACGAUUCGGUAUUCCGUUCAUCGGCUCGACAAAGUUUUCAGGCGGAGUACGACCCGUGCGGUUUCUCCGCUUGAUGAUCAGUCUUUGGUUUUCAUUUUUACGUCUCGAUGACCUGGCGUCAACGCGUCGUCUUUCGAACGGCGAGUGCACCGAGUUCGCAACUUUUAGUAGUAAAACAAACAGUCGAGGCCUUCGACGCGAAGGAUUUAUUCUGGGGCGUUCGUGUAGUUACGCACCCCGCUCCACCCCGAUCGGGGAAGAUGAGGAAGGAAAAUUGGAGGUGAAGUUCUGCCCUACAUGCUGUAUAUCCACAGCGGAAUGGGUCAGGUUUCGCCGAUGGCCAAAACCACGACUGCGGGCGGCGCUCAAGGAAAUCCUUCAGACGACCGAUACUUGGAGUGAACUAGAAAGCUCGGACUUUGUUUCCGAAUUGGACGGCCUCGCCAGCGAUUCUUACGGGGGUCAUUCUCUCAGAAUCGGAGGGAUACAAAGUGCGUCAGAGGGUGGAAUGGAGAUCCGCGAUUUGCGGCGGAUGUGCAGACACGAAAGUGUUGAAACAGCGGACGCCUACAUCAACAUGAGUAGGAACUAUCCGGACUCGGUUAGCAUUUGGUGGCCGAGAUUGGUCCCGCAACACUUUGGUCCAACAUCUGCAUCCGCGGCGAUCAGGCUGGCAUCCUCCUCGCAGUUUGUAGCCAAGAAUUGGCGUUACAAAAAGUCAACACUUCCGAAUGACCGACGACGACCACCUCGCGCACUUUCAGACGCCUUUUUCGAGUUCCGAGACCCGGAAAAUGCAUUAGGAGAUGAGCCAGAACUCUUCUACUUCGAACAGCCGGCGCAACCGGAUUUGUGGUGAUGCGCUUUGAUGAAGAUUGAUAGAGCCUAUGACGUAUUUUUGCGCGCAUUUUAAAGCUCUGGCCAACUUCUAGCUCACAUUGCAAAUUCAGAAAUGAAGCAUCGCACAUCGUAGCUUUCUUCUUUAUUUUUUCUUUUUGAAAAAAUCAACGCUCAUUCAAAAAUCAAAAGAUUUUCUCAAUGAAAAAAUGUACAAAAAAGGAAAGUAAAUGGCCUUUCAAUCGAACAACAAAAGAACUUCGGCGAGAGACAAAAAAUUUUUGUUCGGAUCGUACACAAAUGAGGCUCUUCGUUCAUAGAAAGAAAACAAACCCCCGUGCUGUUGUGUGACCAACGUUUGGUGUCUGCGGUUGCUUUGCAACGUCUGCGUCCUCGCCAAACUGACCACAGGGCCCACCUUUUUGUUUUCCUAGCUUUUGGCCUUCUAUUUAGAGGCAGAAGAUACACAAGAUCGCAUUGGUACACCUGAUCAUUCCCUUUUAAUUUCGACACAAACAAGAAAAAAAUGGCAUUGGCACCCGGAGCUCUCGGUCCUGCUGCUCCUGGAGCAGCGGCCAUCGACGCCUUGAUGGCCCAACAGCAAGUCAACGCGGAAUUGGGUGUCGGAGUCCUAGACGGACCGCAGGCGGCUCUGCUCGCCGCGGAAGCCGAAAUUUGUGUCAAGAAAAUCAACGGUCGGGCUUUCCGCUAUUUUACGGAAUUACUCGCGAGCGAACGACUGCUGGACGGCCUCGGCCCGCUGUGCCCGUCCACUUGUUUGUGCGACAUGUCGGAAAUCUUAACGGUGCGCCGCGCGAUUGGGAUUUUCCAGAACAACGAACAGUACCUGCAGGCGUUGAACAUCGUCAGCGCGGCGUUGAUCCCGGAAAUGCCGGGCUUUCGCGGUAACAAGCGCACUUCGUCGGAGAACCAGGCGCAGUUGACCCCGAAACAGGUCUCGGAAGUGUUUUUCCGCGAAAUGCGCAAUGCCUUGACCUUGACCAACCUGCCGACUGUCGACGCCAACCCGCCGGAGACCCGCUACCAGCGCGCCUGCACGCUCUCGGUCACGACUACGUGGCGGAUCCAGUUCAUCACCGGGAUCCAGUUGGAAAAGCGCCUGCAAGGUAUUGACGAUGAUGCCGAUCCUAUCAAGAAGAAAAAAGGAGACCGUGGCGCUACUACUACGGGGGGUGCUGGCCGUAUUUGCAUUCCGUUCUUGCGCGGCAAGUGUAAGAAAAGUGCUUCGCAGUGCCCUCGUUUGCAUUCCGCUCCCGAAAAGCGCAUCCGUGCUGUCAAUCGAAUUUUUGCCAUCAAGAUUACGGAUGAGCAGAUCAAGAAGUUUUCCAACGGGAAGUAACCGGCUAGCAAUUUGUAUUGCAGCAGGUUAGGGGCUAGCAAUUUGCAUUGCAGCAAUUCCCGGCAGUAGUGCGCUUUUCCUUUUACGCUAGAUUCAGCCUCGUUUUAGUAACUUUUAUUACAAAACUUGUCGUGGAAAAAAUGUCUCCUUAGCAUCUCGGGCAAACUCUGGCUUUUCUUCAAACGUGCUUCGAAUGAUGAUUGUUGUGAGCAAGGAAUAACAUCCAUCGUACAACUCUCAGCUCCGCUCGUUCCGCUGAAUAGCCGCGCGUUUCGCCGCCGCUAAAACAUCUUCGUGCAAAUGUUUCGGUCCGAGAGCAACGGGAGUCGGUCUCCGCAUCUCUCCGAUUUGCAUCCGAGCUCGUCUUCGCCUCGCGGUCGUCGACCGGAAAAAACAGGAAAAUAAUGGAAAUGGGUCUUGGAUAAUACGGCAGCUCCUGCAUUGCUUUAUCCCAAUUUAAUAGCCAAAUCUAACAUUUUUCCCACUUUGCCUUUCCUUUUACUUCGUUAUCUUCCAGCCACGAUACUGACUUUUAUCCUAUACUAUCCUCUUAAAAAACCUGACGAGGUAAAAAAUAAAUUUACAAAUUGUUUUCUCCAAUAUGUCGUCGUCACAGAAUCAGAAAAAUGAUGCUGCAAGCAGCUCUAGCCAUCAAGGUACACCUGCAGGCCGCAGGGGGACGUCCGCGGAGCGCAGGAGUCCACGCAGAGACUUUUUCGGAAAUCUGAAAAGUCGUCAUGCUACUCCACCGCGCCGCAGUUCUCCGUCGCAGUCAGUCUUAAGUACUUCCCGAUCAAGUCGGGAUUCUCCGGGUUCGUCGAGUCCGUUUUCACCGACGAACCGGGCAAAAAGUGUUUCGAAGUUAGGUGCUUUUGCAUCAGCGAAAAGAAGCACGACACCGGAGAAAACAGCUACUCCUCGCUCCCUGACGCCGCCACCGUCGAAGCGCCAGAAAGCGGAGUCUACCGAUCUGAAACCGUUAAAAGUUUCAAAACUAGACCGGUAUAAAUCCCCAAGUACAAGGGGGAUUUUGAGAACAAGCACUACUACAGCGCCGGAGUGGCCACGCAGUGCCGCGGCAUCCACACCACCAAGGUCAGCCUCACCUCGAAGAAGUAAGGUUUCUUUUGCGGCAGCCCCACCUGACAUCCAUUCGGUUCCAGUGGAGGGAAACCUUCACCCUUUGCCGAGGUUGAAAACCGAGAGCACUUCGUCUUCGGAAGCACAGGCAAUGCCGCAAAUUCCGCCGUUGUCUUUCUCUUCGGGCUCAUCGGCCACACCAAGCGUCGACCAAUUUGAACUGCCACCCGCAAGGAAGCAUUCUCCUAUCCGACCGACAACUACACCUAAAAGUAAUGCGGAGUAUCGUGGUAUCUCGUCUCCACGGGCGAAGUCACAGGCGGAGCUCACCGCCAAAGACUUCCGCCAGCGAAUUUCUGUUGAUAAAAGUCGGCAGUUCGGCAUCGGAAUGGAGCAUGACAUCUAUGGCCAAGCAGCUGCGGAUGUCCAGAAGGAGUGCACAGUCGAGGAAUUGAAAGAGAAGAACCGCAUUAAAACGCGGGAAGUGCUCAAUUUUCACCACGCGUUGCAAGCUCCGGAAGCCAUGGUCCACAAGGACAUCAGGCCGCACCUGCAGAAACACUAUGAAAAGAAAAAUUUCUUGUUCAUGAGUAAAACGCUGAGCGCAGCAAUCGAUAAUUGCGGGGCGGUACGCAGCGACCGCGUCAACGAAAUCUUGAAGAAUAUCGAUCACCUUCGCAACGGUUUUUUAGCCGGCGAUGGGUACACUCCGCCUUGCGGAUUUUGGUCCAAGCUGGAUGACGAUGAGGUGCAAGAGCAGCUGCUUGAGGCUUUGUCCACGCCAAUCAAACACUAUCCUGAUCCUCCACGCACCCAUUGGGCGGGAGAAAAGGAAGUUCGGGCGAUGUGGGAGGACGCCUUGGUUUUUGAGCAGAAAGGCCUGUAUACGUUCCGCGACCACAAGGACCUGCAGAAGCGAAAGGUGGAUUACACCGCGGCAAAAUGCUUCCCCGUCUACAAAUCCAAAGACGCGCAGGGUCGGCCGGCCGAUCCCAGUGAGAGGCCACGACCCUGCAUAGAUCUGAGGAAAAAGAAUUGUAGACAGUUGGCCCAAGAGAAGAUGAGGCUGAUCGGAGCAAGAAGCUCCGUUCAACUGGUGGAAAGGUGUUUAUCAACUUGUGUUGAAAACCCAUCCCAUUUUCAGUGGAAGGUUGACAUCAAAGAAGACAUCGCGACGGAACAAGAGAUCAAGCAAAGUUUUGACAUCCAUCGCAAAGUCCUGCGAGAGUCUUUUCGCCGAAAAACCACGGAACGCAUUAAGCCGGGCUACUCCUUCUGUCCCAAACAAUUUGCCAAGGAUCUCAAAAAAUUUUAUAACCAGUGCGGUAUUGAUUCUGAGAUGCGCAAGUCAUUGUUUGUGGAUGCCGGUUCCGGAGACGCUUACCAAGGAGGAGAUCGCGUCCUCGCCGGCUGCGGCAGCAAUCCAAAAAAUGCGGGACAACCGGGCGAAACAACGACAAAAGUCGUCAUCUUCUUCAUCCAAAGCGUCUCCUCCUGCUCCCAGAAACUCACCGCGAGGCAGCGACGACGAGGAAGUCGAGAGGGGCUUUGUCCUCUUUUCAGCAAUUUGUGCUUUGUUCGGAAGCCUCGCCAGCGUCCACCAAUGCGUCUCGCUUAGCGAGAUCAUGCAGCUCGUUUUUACGGGUUAUCUCCAAGUCUGUGCUACCGUCUUCAUAGACGAUAUACAUGGAAACUCGAGAGGAGAAUUGGUGGAGCAAGAUAGUCAGCUGAUCGACCUCUGGUUAGAUCUGAGCGGAUGGGAACAAUCGGAGCACAAGAAAGAAAGCCACCAAUUCCAGAAGCUGCUUGUUGCGCUCGGAGUUGGCUACGAGCUUGAUUUCAAGGCGCAAACAAUUUUUAUUGUGGUGCCAGAGCAGAAAGUCGCUAAACUUCUCGGGCUGCGUGACAGGUUCGUUCAAGAAGAGCAAGACAAUGCCAUACAACUUCGCACCCUGCAAAGUUUUACUGGCUUGCUCCGCCACAUAAUUCAACUUUCGCCACAUUUGGCGUAUUUAGCACGUGGCUUCAAUACCUGGGCCAGUGAGUUGGAUUUUGCGCGCCAAAUCAAGCACAAGCGCAACAAGAGGCAAUUGAAGAAGCUUGUCGUCACUGCAGCUGCAAUUGGAAGUAGUGUCCGACCAAUUCCGUUGAACAAGCAAACAGUGGGCCGCCAACUUUGCCAUUUGUACAUCGACGCGAGUGGUAGUAAUCUGGAUCAAGCGGCAAAGCGACUGUGGGGUGGCCAGUUCGACAAACUUGACGAAUUUGACAUGCGGGCUGGAGGUGUGCUUUUUGCACACGACAACACAGUUACCGCUUGGCACUGCAAGCUCACGGAAAUUCCUAAAGAUCUUUUGAAAGAUCUUGUCAUGGCGGGGGAUCGAGGCAGUUUCAACAUAGCUGUCCUCGAGGUCUUCGCAGCCAGGUGUUCAUUAGAAAUUUUCCGCAAGCAAAUUGCGGGAAAAAGAACAAUAGUUCACUGCGACAAUGUGGCAGGAGUUUUUUGUUUGGGUCGCAACAAUUCAAAAAGCUGGUUGAUCCAACGUAUCUCAACCAGUUUCCAUCUGCUUGCGAGACAGAUGGAUGUUUCUUUUUACUGGUGCUGGUUAGCAUCUGCUCAAAAUGUGGCAGACGUUUUAACCAGAAAAUCAAGGAUGCCGAUUUUGUUAGAAGCUUUUCCGAAUGCUGUGCAGGUGGAAGCCAGCUCCGACCAGCUGCAAUCACGCCACUUGUGGGGCAUCCCGAAAGUUUUAGGAGACCUUUUUAAUGUAGAAGAACCUAUUAAGGUGACUCUUCCAGCGUUGUAAUUAUGCAGAAGAGUCACAAAUGGCUGUAUGUUUUGUUUUCCUGUUUUGUAAAUUUUUUUUUACUUAGUCAGGUUUUUUCUUUCACUACAUACGGCGUUAUAGCGUACAAAGCCACGGCUUUAAGCUCGAGCAGACCAGAUCUGCUUCAACCACACAUGGCGACGCGCUCUUGCGCGCACCCGAUGGAUCACUUACACUUUUUUUAGGAGUUUGUAAUGCUUUUUCGAAAGAGAUUUCAAGCACUACCCACUCCCCGCGUUGUUGAUUUGGCAAAGCCAAAACGAGCUGUGCGCAACAUUUCUUAGUCCAUGUAAACAUGGUUCUCUACAUGAAUGGAUCCACGAAGCAGCGAAGAGAGAAUGCAGCAGUGCAGGCGUGUUUGAUGGUUCGUGUUCCUGAGGAGAUCAACUCUGAAGAAAGUGUUUAUAUUUGGAAUAUAGCUUUGCUGACCACGCGGACGCGGCCACAAAAUUAGGGCUGCGACGCUCGUAGUACUAGAGUGCGAAGUUGAUCUUUAUUUUUUUCGAUCUCAGGACGAUGUACAUCUACAUCUACAUGCGAAAAUAAGCAUCUGGCAAUUACUUGAUAAGGAAGCACAUAGUACGUAUAGAGCCUUACUGGUGCAAAUCACUUGAGGUACAUGAAACUGGGCUUACUCUCCGUUGUGUCCGUGGUUUUGGGAGUGUUUGCGUCGCUGUACAGCUAUCACCAUUACUUCAACAACUACUGGUCCUACAAAGAAAAUAGCGAAUACAUAAACGUCCUACCCUCGGAGCCGGCCUCUGCCCAUUCCGACGCGGGAAAGAUACUCUUCACGCUGGAUUCUACGCAUUGCAAAUAUGUGUGGGUCUCGAACACUGCAACGUGUCACACUCAGUCUGGAUCGCACAAAAAUCUGCGUUGCAUAAGCUCCUAAAGAAAUUUCGCACUUAUUGCAAUGCAGAGGGCGAAGUUGUCAUGUGUUAUAGGCAUUAAGGAUUGGAAGUUGUCAUGUGUUAUAUUUGGAUUUUACAUUGCAAUAUAGGCAUUAAGCCGCUUGCGCAAAAUCUCUAAUGCUUCCGUGUGCAUUCUCUACGUGGCCCGCGAGAUGCAUGAGACACAAGCGCACUCUCCUAGACCCAAACAUUUUUGCAGCUGAUAGACUCGAAGGUGUGAUUACUAUAUUUUUCUUCGCAACAUCUACAUCUUGACGCAGGCUUUCUUCAGUCUCUCUGACAAUGAUUUGCUGGUUUUCGAUUGGAAAGCUCCACGUCCUUGAGGGCAUGUCCCCAUGAAGGUUCUGAAGAUAGAGGUGGAUGAAACAGCACCACACAAUUUCGUGCACGCAGGAAGUAGAAGGUGAAUAAUUAUAAUUUUAAUGAUGGAAAGGAAAAGCAUAGUCAGACAGAGACCCGCACGUCGGCAUGAAAUGCGAGUACUCGCUCGAUUUUAUCCUGACACUAGCAUAAUUCCUCCAGGUUGUUUUGGAGCGCACGCUUGGUUACCGCGCCAAGGACGUGUAUUGCGUGGCGCCGAUCAUGGAUUACGCCACUAG
Amoebophrya sp. A120 is the source of this 13367-nucleotide messenger RNA. The record is from the annotation of a GenBank genome assembly. NCBI's taxonomy places the organism in Eukaryota, Dinophyceae, Syndiniales, Amoebophryaceae.